AUGACGGCUCGAUGUUUCGACCACCGCGCCACCAAUUUCGUGGCGACGCGGUGGAUUCUUGCUGACCCCACCUUCUCCCUCCAUCUCUUGCUUCUCCCCUCCCACAGCCAGGGUCUUGUUGGUGCUGCUGUUAUGUCUACUGUAGAUGAUUCUGCAGUUAAAGAUACGCCCACACCCGAAGAGUAUCCCCGUGUGGCCGCCUUCACUCUACCCCCGGCUGUUGCUUCUUGCAGCAAAGAUCCCCAACCGGCCGCGCCAAGUCCCACACCAAGCACCGUGCGGGUGUCUGUUGGUCCUCCGUCGGCUACCUCCACCCCGAAGAGAGCGCGUUCAGGGAAGUGGGCGCAGCAUACCCUGCUCAUCGGAGGCCGCCGUCUUUCAGGUUCGAACGCUCCGGCUGAUCCACCACCUGAUGAAGCUGCUACUCCAGAGGAAGAUGUGUUCCCGAUCCGCGCGGACACCGGCUCGCCCGCCCUCACCAAGGCGCAGCUGUGGGAGCAGAUGUACCUGGAGGCCAGCAUCAUCGUCUGCAUGGCCUACGGGAAGGAGAACACGAGGUACGCGAGGCAGGGUGAUGACGGUGGCCGUGACAUGCAGACGCGGGCGUUUCGAGCACACGAGCACACGGACGCGCACAAAGCGGCUGUUGAUCGGCAGCUGAAGAUUGCGAGGGGCAUCCGCGAGGGGCAGCAAGUGAUUUCGAACUUCAUCAACUCGGACGUCGAGGGCAGGCGCGCUGUCCGACUGUUGCGGUCGGUUGUGUUUCUGUGCAAGUGCGACGCGCCGAUAAGCAUGUACCCGAAGCUGAUGCGGCAUCUCGCGGAGCAGGACACGCCCGACAUCCCGAGACAGUCUUACGGUGUCUAUCUCACACGGGAGGCGCUGGCUGUUAAGGACGCGGCGACGUCCAACCCCGACCUGGGCAUGGUGGACAAGGUGGUGCGCACCGUGGCGGCAAAACUUGGAGAUUCGUCAGUCUGGAGCCAACGCUUCAAGUACCUGCAGCGUGUGAUCUACAACACUAACCUCGAAGUCCACGGGAUCCACACGGUUCGCUGGCUGUCACGCGGAGAUGCGGUGCGUCGGCUGUGCAAGGUGCUCGGUGCGUGUAUCGUUCUUCUCUGGGAGAGGGGUCACAAGGUGUACGAGAUUGUCACGUGCUACAAGUUCCAGUUCUGCCUGUUCUUCCUCGCCGACAUCCUCGCCGACAUGAACGACCUCAACCGCUGUUUCCAGAAGCGUGAUAUUGAUGUGACGGAGAUUGCCAAGACCAUCGAGGCUACCACGGCGGAUCUGACGGAGCGGUAUUUGCAUACCGACAAGCAGUUCGGUGGCGAGGGCAAGUGCUGGCUGGUCGGCUUUCUGAAGCUGUACGGGAAAAGUGGAGGCAAGAAGGUCCGUGUGAGAGGCGUGGACGGGGAGGGACGCCCAAUCAACCAUCUGUACACCAUGCACGAGAGGAAGCUCCCGGGGCACAAGGUCGGGAGUGGAUACGAGGAGUGCGUGAAGCUGUGCCGCAGUUUCGCCCGCGAUUGCGUGGACAAUCUCAAUGAGCGGCUUGAUGACCUGGGGAAGUUGGGGCCGACGAAGCUGUUUCGGGCCGCAAAGUGGCCGAAGAUCAAGGCUCAACGGGAGAAGAAGUGCCGUGAGUGGCUUCUGGGAUGCAGCAAACUCUUCCGCCACAAGCUGCCGGGAUUCGACCUCAAGGCCGCAGAAAGGGAGCUUCCCACAUUCUGUGCGAUCAAGGAGGCGCACCACGAGCUGGAAAGCUUCACGCAGGGACUGACCAACAUUCUCGGGAGCGCAGACCCGAAGAGGAAGGGGAAAGCAAAGAAGGGUGAAGUCGGAGCAGGAGCUGCCCACCAAAACGACGGGGAGGAGGAGGAGGAGGAGGAUGUGGAACAGGACCUGGGCGACGAUCAGGAGCUUGUGGGGGAGGAGGAGGAGGAGGAGGACAACCCCUUUCUUUCGGACGAUGAGGAUGUGGAGGAAGUGUUCCACAUCGAUAGACCUGUGCACUAG
Closterium sp. Naga37s-1 is the source of this 2022-nucleotide messenger RNA. The record is from the annotation of a GenBank genome assembly. Lineage: Eukaryota; Viridiplantae; Streptophyta; Zygnematophyceae; Desmidiales; Closteriaceae.